AAAAAAAUCUAAAUCACGUUCUUCUUCGUCUCAAGAUCCAGAAAACUAAACUAAACUAGAAGAUGAGUUCAAGAUCUGUCCUUACAACAAUCUUGCUAAGUCUUUUACUAGUUGAGUUAUGCUAUGGAGGUUUCACAAGUGAAUAUGUCAGAGGAACUGAUUUGCCCGAUGACAUGCCAUUGAACAGCGAUGUCUUUACAGUUCCUCCUGGUCCUAACACUCCACAACAAGUUCAUAUAACUCAAGGGAACCAUGAAGGUAAUGGUGUGAUCGUUUCUUGGGUUACUCCGGUUAAGCCCGGUUCAAAUACUGUUCGAUAUUGGUGUGAGAAUGAGAAGUCGAAGAAGCAAGCUGAAGCUACUGUUAACACUUACCGGUUCUUUAAUUACACUUCUGGUUAUAUCCAUCAUUGUCUCAUCGAUGAUUUGGAAUUUGAUACAAAGUACUACUAUGAAAUUGGUAGUGGCAAGUGGCGUAGACAGUUCUGGUUCUUUACUCCGCCUAAGUCAGGCCCUGAUGUACCUUACACCUUUGGAUUAAUCGGGGAUUUGGGACAAACAUAUGACUCAAAUAGUACAUUAAGCCACUAUGAGACGAAUCCGGGGAAAGGACAAGCUGUUCUGUUUGUAGGAGACUUGUCUUACGCGGAUCGCUACCCGAACCACGACAACAAUAGAUGGGAUACUUGGGGAAGGUUUGCUGAGAGAAGUGUUGCUUAUCAACCUUGGAUAUGGACUGCAGGCAAUCACGAAAUCGACUUUGUUCCGGAUAUUGGUGAAAUAGAACCAUUCAAGCCUUUUAUGAAUAGGUAUCAAACGCCAUAUAAGUCAUCAGGAAGCAUCUCUCCAUUGUGGUAUUCGAUCAAAAGGGCGUCGGCUUAUGUUAUUGUUAUGUCUUGUUACUCAUCUUAUGGUAAAUAUACUCCUCAAUACAAAUGGCUGGAAAAAGAGUUGCAAGGAGUGAAUCGAACAGAGACGCCGUGGGUUAUAGUCUUAGUACAUUGCCCGUUUUACAGUAGCUAUGUGCAUCAUUACAUGGAAGGUGAAACAUUGAGAGUCAUGUAUGAAGAAUGGUUUGUCAAAUACAAGGUUGAUGUUGUGUUUGCAGGUCAUGUUCAUGCCUAUGAAAGAUCGGAACGUGUUUCUAACAUUGCUUACAACAUUGUCAAUGGACUGUGUGAGCCAAUAUCGGAUGAGUCAGCUCCUGUUUACAUCACUAUCGGGGAUGGAGGAAACUCCGAAGGCUUGGUUACCGACAUGAUGCAGCCACAACCAAGCUACUCCGCCUUUCGAGAAGCUAGCUUCGGGCACGGGCUACUAGAGAUUAAAAACAGAACUCAUGCCUACUUCAGCUGGAAUCGUAACCAAGAUGGGAACUCUGUAGCAGCAGAUUCUGUGUGGUUGCUUAAUCGGUUUUGGCGAGCUCAAAAGAAGACACAAAUUGAUGCAUUUUAAAACACAAACUUAAACAAGGUUGUAUUGUUUCUGCAAUUCUAAAUAAAUAAAUCAAUCAAUGACUAUUUUAUAAAA
Molecule: messenger RNA, 1529 nt
Organism: Capsella rubella
Lineage: Eukaryota; Viridiplantae; Streptophyta; Magnoliopsida; Brassicales; Brassicaceae
Product: fe(3+)-Zn(2+) purple acid phosphatase 12
Exons: 7
Coding region: 63-1454 (463 amino acids)
Molecular function (GO): acid phosphatase activity; metal ion binding
Source: RefSeq, a predicted model, not a curated record